AGCGGAAUGAAAAUGUUUAUUUACCUUCGAACUUGCCCACCGGAUCUGAAGUGAUUGUUUGUAGAGAAGUACAAAGAAUACAAAAUUGUUAUCGACAUAACUGCUCUUGACUGAAACAGAAACAUGAAGGUCUCGUCGGCACUUACAACUUUGGCAAUUGCCACUGUUGGCAACGCUCAACUCACGAAAGUGAAUGACUUUAGUGGCACGCCGACAAAGCUUGGGAUGUACGUCUAUGUGCCAAAGACUCUCAAGACUCCGGCUCCUAUUGUUGUGGCAGUCCAUCACUGCCAAGGAUCAGCUCAAGGAUACUCUACGGAAUCUCAUUACAUGCCCUUGGCCGACCAACACAACUUUAUCUUGAUCUAUCCCAACUCAAGAUCUAGCGGUGGCUGCUUCGAUGUUGCUUCGGAAGCCAGUCUGAAGCAUGAUGGCGGCGGUGACAGCCAGACCAUCGCCAACAUGGUCAAGUACGCCGUGGAAAAGUAUGGCGGAGACGCAAACCGAACAUUCGCGACUGGAACUAGCUCUGGUGCUAUGAUGACGAACGUAUUGGUCGGUGCCUAUCCCGAUGUAUUCAAGGCAGGAUCUGUCUACUCUGGUGUUCCCGACGGAUGCUUCGCAGUGCCCGGAUCCACCGCUACCCAGGACCCUCCUGGAUGGAACAACCAAUGCGCGAACGGACAGACCACCAAGACGGCAGCUCAAUGGGGCGACCUCGUGCGAUCGUACUAUCCCGACUACACCGGCCCCCGACCCAGAAUGCAGAUCUGGCACGGAUCUGCUGAUGGCACUCUACGAUACCCUAACUACGCCGAGACGAUGAAGCAAUGGUCCAACGUUAUGGGUCUCUCAGCUCCCACAGACACUGCCAACACCCCCCAAAGCGGAUACACCAGGAGCAUCUACGGCGAGGGUGAUGAGAAGACCGCACAGCUUGUUGGAUACAGUGCACAGGGAGUUGGCCACAGUGUGCCCCUCCACGAGGCGAUGGAUCUUGCAUUCUUCGGUAUCGCAUAAAGGGCAGAGGUUUAUCCAAUUACUUAGGAAAACUUAAAAUGGGGAAUAUGUAGUCAUGUAUCAUAGCUUAUAGUUAUCUAUAUUUAACGAUAUGUUGAGG
This is a messenger RNA of Annulohypoxylon maeteangense, 1120 nucleotides long. RefSeq names its product carbohydrate esterase family 1 protein. Gene Ontology annotation, cellular component: extracellular region. The record is from RefSeq and is a predicted model, not a curated record. Gene Ontology annotation, molecular function: hydrolase activity. Lineage: Eukaryota; Fungi; Ascomycota; Sordariomycetes; Xylariales; Hypoxylaceae. Bases 124 to 1020 code for a protein of 298 amino acids. The transcript has 4 exons.